UCUGAAUUCGGGUACUGCGGAGGGAAGCGUGGAAGGCUGUCAUUUAGAUGUUGAUAUGUAAAGCAAAAUGGCAAAAAUCAACACCCAGCACUCCUAUCCUGGUAUACACAGACUGUCUGUCAGAUCUACCGACGAAGAUAUUGAAAAUGGCUGUAUCAGAACCCAUUCACUGUGUGAGGAUGCAUCUUCAGAACUGCAGAGAGUCAUUUCGGUGGAAGGAAGACAUCUGUCUGAAUCCCAGACGAGCUCAUUCAAAGGCAGGGGAGCAAUGGCAAGACUAUCACGAUUUGUCGUAUCUCUGAGGUCAUGGGCCACAAGACAUUUGCACCAUGAAGACCAAAGACCUGAUUCUUUCCUAGAACGUAUCCGAGGGCCAGAGCUCAUAGAGGUGUCCAGUAGGCAAAGUAACAUCCGCUCCUUUCUGGGUAUCCGUGAGCAGCCUGGGGGAGUAAACAGUCACUGGCCCUUGGCCAGGUUUAAUGUCAACUAUAGCAACAACACCAAUGAAGACAAAAAGGAAGAAAAGAAAGAGGUUAAAGAGGAGAAAAAAGAGGAGAAAAAAGAGGAAAAGAAGGAGGAAAAGAAGGAGGAAAAGAAAGAUGACAAAAAAGAUGACAAAAAAGAUGAUAAAAAAAAGGAAGAGAAGAAAAAAGAGAUCUUUGUGAUAGAUCCUUCAAGCAAUAUUUACUACAACUGGCUGACCAUAAUUGCAGCACCCGUGUUUUAUAACUGGUGUAUGCUAGUGUGCAGAGCCUGCUUUGAUGAGCUACAAGUUGACCAUAUCAAAUUAUGGCUGUUCUUGGAUUAUGGCUCGGAUAUCAUCUAUAUUCUUGACAUGUUUGUCAGAUUCAGGACAGGCUUCCUUGAACAAGGCUUGCUAGUUCAGGAUGAAAAGAAAUUACGAGAUCAUUAUACCAAAACGACGCAGUUCAAACUGGAUGUGCUGUCUCUUCUGCCAACAGACCUGGCAUAUUUGAAGCUUGGUUUGAACUACCCUGAACUGCGAUUUAACCGCUUGCUGAGGAUUUCUCGGCUUUUUGAGUUUUUUGACCGUACAGAAACCAGGACAAAUUAUCCAAACAUGUUUCGUAUUGGAAAUCUUGUCUUAUACAUUCUUAUCAUCAUCCACUGGAACGCGUGUAUAUACUUUGCAAUUUCAAAGCUCAUUGGAUUUGGAACCGACUCUUGGGUCUACCCCAAUGUAUCCAUUCCAGAGUAUGGGCGCCUGUCUAGAAAGUACAUUUACAGUCUGUACUGGUCAACGCUCACGCUGACAACCAUUGGAGAAACACCUCCACCAGUGAAAGAUGAAGAGUAUCUCUUUGUGGUCAUUGACUUCCUGGUGGGUGUGCUGAUCUUUGCUACCAUUGUCGGUAACGUGGGCUCCAUGAUUUCCAACAUGAAUGCCUCCAGGGCAGAGUUCCAGGCCAAGGUUGACUCCAUCAAACAGUACAUGCAUUUCCGAAAAGUGACUAAGGAUUUGGAAGCCAGGGUUAUUAAGUGGUUUGAUUACCUCUGGACCAAUAAGAAAACAGUGGAUGAGAAGGAAGUUCUCAAAAAUCUGCCUGACAAGUUGAAGGCUGAAAUUGCCAUCAAUGUCCAUUUGGACACACUAAAGAAAGUGCGUAUAUUCCAGGAUUGCGAAGCUGGACUCCUUAUUGAGCUGGUGUUGAAACUGAAACCUACGGUCUUCAGUCCUGGGGACUACAUUUGCAAAAAGGGAGAUAUUGGGAGAGAAAUGUACAUUAUUAAAGAGGGAAAAUUGGCAGUGGUGGCAGAUGAUGGCAUAACCCAAUUUGUAGUCCUAAGUGAUGGCAGCUACUUCGGUGAAAUCAGCAUCCUAAAUAUAAAAGGUAGCAAAUCUGGCAACAGGAGGACAGCCAACAUAAGGAGUAUUGGUUAUUCUGAUUUGUUCUGCUUGUCUAAAGAUGAUUUAAUGGAAGCCCUCACAGAAUAUCCAGAAGCCAAAAAGGCUCUGGAAGAGAAAGGGCGACAGAUUCUGAUGAAAGACAAUUUAAUAGAUGAGGAAGCAGCAAAAGCAGGAGCUGACCCAAAAGACUUGGAGGAAAAAGUAGAAAGACUUGAAACAGCUCUGGAUACGCUGCAGACUAGGUUUGCGAGGCUCUUGGCAGAAUACACCUCAUCUCAACAAAAGGUGAAGCAGAGACUUGCCAGAGUAGAAACCCGAGUGAAAAAAUAUGGUAGUGGCACCUUAUCAGUUGGAGAAACAGAGGCUGAAAAACCUGAGGAGAAAAAGCAGUAAUGGAGUAUUUAUAUUUCCUCAUUUAUUGAAGAAGGGUGAAGCAUGUGAAAGCCAUAAAUGUAUGUAAAUACGUGUGUCCAUACAUAGACAUGAUUAUUUUUAUAUGAACUCUGGAGAAUGGUUUUUAGUAUUUUUAACUGAAGCAGUAUUUUCUUGUAAAUAGAACUUGGUCACCUUCUUCUUAGGGGGACAUUUGGUCUGGCAUUUGGGUACCUUUUUGUACUGGGAGGGAGUUUCUCACAAGUCAUACUCAGCAUGUCAGUGUAUGGUAUGUGUAGGUCUUGACACAUUGUCUUUUUCUAUGCAUGUUGCAUUACGAAGGCAUUGUACUUAAAGUAGAAGGGAUUG
Molecule: messenger RNA, 2611 nt
Organism: Pterocles gutturalis (yellow-throated sandgrouse)
Lineage: Eukaryota; Metazoa; Chordata; Aves; Pterocliformes; Pteroclidae
Gene: CNGA3
Product: cyclic nucleotide gated channel alpha 3
Exons: 9
Coding region: 68-2263 (731 amino acids)
Biological process (GO): potassium ion transport; monoatomic cation transmembrane transport
Cellular component (GO): plasma membrane; intracellular cyclic nucleotide activated cation channel complex
Molecular function (GO): intracellularly cGMP-activated cation channel activity; voltage-gated potassium channel activity; protein-containing complex binding
Source: RefSeq, a predicted model, not a curated record